AUGGAAUCACUUUACCGUUCAUUAUUCAGAGACCAGCAAAGGCACUACCUGGAAUCAAUUAAAAGACCAGCCUCUAGCAAAAUUAAUGCAAGGCAUAAAUACCUCCUUGCAAGAAAUCUUUUAUAUAAAUCCCUCGAAACUCAUGAAGCUGAGUCACUAGAGCAAGUAUCCUCAAGAAUAAAAGAAGACACUAGCCGAAGCAAAACCGAUUCUAAUUCCCCAUUAAGGUCUCAUUCAAGAUCCCCUAGCAACCUUUCUCCAAAGGUUAUAUCUCUCAGGAGAAUUCAAAGCAAAAGUCCUCCAAGAAAUUUAUACAAUUUUUGAUAACUUCAUACCCUUUUCAAAAUAAAGAAAGAUUUUUUUGCUUGCUCAAUAAGGCUAUUUUUUGUUAAUUGAUAGAAAUUAUAUACAUUUUUUUUAAAAAAUUUAAUAUUUAAAAAGAAAAAUCUAAUUUAGCUUAUAAUAUUUAUGUUUUAAAUAUAACCUAUCUAAAAUAAAUAGAAUUAGCUGUAUAUAGCUUUUUGCCUUGAGUGGCGCGGUAUGGGCGCCACUUCGGCAAGCUCGUUCUUCCAGUUGGCCGAGCCAACUCAGGUUGGUUCGGCCAACUGGAGAAUUGACAAGUGAGGCCUUUUUGGGGAGACUUGUCAAUUCUAGUUGGCCGAACCAACCUGAGUUGGCUCGACCAACUGGAAGAAGGAGCUUGCCGAAGUGGCGCCCGUACCGCGCCACUCAAGGCAAAAAAGCAUAUCUCAUUAUAGCAAUUAUUAAUAAUAUAUAAAAUAUUUACGUAAGAGAUAUUAUAUGAACAAAUUUUGCUCGCUUCUUAAAAGAGGUUAAUUUUUCCAAAAAACAGUUUUUUUUCCAAUAAUUUGCUUGCUGCUAACUGAGGAGUAAGGACUCACAAAAUAUUGAUUAGAUUAGUUUAUGAUGUGUGUUUUAAGCCCUACUUCCUUGCACCGUGCUUUCACAGCGUUACAGUAAGAUUUCCUCGAAGCAACUUGAGUCCAAGUUGAAACCGUCGAUUUCUUGGGCAGGGGCCUCCAUAUUUGAUCAGCAAAAUGCAGAUUUUGUCAGGAAUUUCCAUCUCAACCCCAAACGCCAGCUUUACCAAAACCUUCUUAGCUUAAAAAUCAGGUUGUCCAUUUCAUAUGGACUAAUUCAAUUGGAGAGACUAUAGCCUUUGAGAUCUUGUGAAGCCUGUCUUCCCUUUUACCUGAUUAUCUUCAAGGGAAAACUCAAAACUUGGGCCAUCCGGGGCAUGCCACCAAGCAGUCUAUGCUGGAAAGUCACCCUGUAUCGAUCAGGCAUCCAACCUGAGCUUUGGCACUGCUGGUACAAAAGAUGCAAAGUCUUCGACUUGAGCCAGACUUGGCCUCUUGCUUCAAAGCUAUCCCACUCCUUGGGCAGCUUCUUGCACAAAAAAGUUACGUUCGGAUAUGCAUAAGGAUACCCGCCCAGGAGGAAUAUAACUCACAAAAUAUAAAACUUUUUCAUAAAAUAAAUUUAAAGUAGUUAGUUAGGAAUAUAAGUGGGAAAUUUAUAUAAAAGAGCUUAAUAAAGCUAGAAAAAUGUAAUUCGCCGAUAUCAUUAAGAAAUUCUUAUAUCCACAGCUCAUCAAAAUCAAAUACUCCUGCUUCCGAUAGAUUCGUAAAAAUUCAUAAUUUAAUUGAAAAAUGCGAUCACUUCAGCGCCAACAUGGCAAAUCAAAGUAAGGCUUUCAAAAACUAUCACAAGUCCUUCAGUGAUAUGGCAAAGGAGUACGAAAAUCUUCGAAAAAAUACGAAAAUGAUGUGCUUAUAA
Molecule: messenger RNA, 1800 nt
Organism: Blepharisma stoltei
Lineage: Eukaryota; Ciliophora; Heterotrichea; Heterotrichida; Blepharismidae
Source: the annotation of a GenBank genome assembly